UGCCCGCGGGGCGGGGCCCAGCUCUGCCCGCCCCGCCCGGCUCGGCUCGGCCGCGGGGGUGGAGAGCCAUGGCGGGGCGAAACCCGGGCACCGAGCUGGAACUUGGCUGGAUCUCAAAAGUGUAUGUGAAUCGACCUGCAGUUGUGAUGCAUGCAGAACAAAUUAAAAAAUGGAAAACUUUGAAAGGUAAUUGGCAAGCUGCUUGGCUGCUGAAAGCUGUCACCUGCAUAGACCUCACCACUCUUUCAGGAGAUGACACUCCUUCAAAUGUUCAAAGACUGUGUUUUAAAGCAAAGCAUCCUAUCAGAGAGGAUCUGCUCAAAGCCUUGGACAUGCAUGAUAAGGGCAUUACUGUUGGGGCAGUUUGUGUGUAUCCUGCAAGAGUCACCGAUGCUGUUAAUGCCCUAAAGGCUGCUGGUUGUAACAUACCAGUAGCUUCAGUGGCCGCUGGGUUUCCAUCUGGACAAACUCCUCUAGAAACCAAACUGGCUGAAAUAAAGCUGGCUGUGGAAUAUGGUGCCAGAGAGAUUGACAUUGUCAUUAGCAGGAGUCUGGUGCUGACUGGCCAGUGGGAAGGUCUCUACGAGGAGAUACGUCAGUGCCGUAAGGCCUGUGGAGAAGCUCAUAUGAAAACAAUCUUGGCAACAGGUGAAUUGGGGUCCCUUGCUAAUGUCUACAAAGCCAGUAUGAUUGCUAUGAUGGCAGGUUCUGAUUUUAUAAAGACAUCUACAGGAAAGGAGGUGGAAAAUGCAACAUUUCCAGUUGGAAUAGUCAUGAUGCGAGCCAUUAAAGAAUACUACUGGCAAACUGGCAACAAGGUUGGAUUUAAACCUGCUGGGGGCAUUCGGACAGCAAAAGAAGCUAUUACUUGGCUUAUGCUGGUGAAGGACGAGCUGGGAGUGGAAUGGCUGACACCAGAGCUCUUUCGCCUGGGUGCCAGUAGUUUGCUGGGAGACAUUGAGCAACAGAUUUUCUAUCAUGUGACUGGCUCUUAUCCACUUCAGCAUGAACUGGCAAUGGCUUAAACACAAAAUCAGCUCAGGAUUACUUUCACAAAAGAGGUCUUUAAGCAAACAGCAUUCAAAAGUCUUCUGACAACCAAGUGCAUAUGAUGGAAUGAAAGGCCUAAUUCUCCCUUCUUCAUAUUUUAUAGUAUUUAAAAAUAUGCUCAAGUCUGCUGGUUGUACUUGAUCCAAAAGCAAAAAAAGUGGUAUUUCUGAAAUAGUUAAAUAGUUAAUACUUACAGAUUUGCAAAGUUAAUCUUCCAAAGUUCCUCAGACCAGGCUGAAAAGCUUAUUAAUGGCAACACUGAAAUACUAUGAAAAAGAUUUAGGUGGCCUGGUAACAUUUUGCAGUCACAGAAUAUGAAGAAUCUAUGGAAUGUUUCAGAUUGCUAAUUAAGAGCUACUGAUCUUGAAAUAGAUUUCCAUUCACCUCAGACAAAAUCUUCUGGCACAAAUGUGUUGCACUAUUAAUUGUUAUGUUGAUUCAGUUUCAAGCAUUAUAACUGGAAAGAAGAAUGAAACUUGGCUAUUACUGUCUUUUAUAAAAUGUCUUCUGUAUCAAAAAACCCCACCUCUUUUUUAUUUUUUGUAUCUUUCCCCUCACACUUGGGCACAGACAUCCAUAUUUAGACCCUUGAAUAAAAGUGGCUUGAUUUCUAGAGCAGCUGAGUAUCCACAGUUGCUCCUGAAGUUAAUGGGAGCUCUGGGUGAUCAGAACAACUGAAAAUCAAGCAGUCUCUAUAUAGGUGCCUAACUAUGCAUUCAGGGGCCUAUUUUUAGCCAUUUCACUCUUAAAAUUUUAGUCUAACUUGCUUAGAAGCUCCCAUUCCUGUCUCCUGUCAUUUUAAAACGCAUUCAUGCAAAUCUUUCCAUUUUAACGUAGGGGGGGGGUUGACUGUCAGUUUGCAGGUGUCACUGCUGGCUAAACUUCAACUUUGCCAUUCUAAAAGCAAUUAUUUAAUUUAAAAGGAGAAUUGAAUUGUGUCCUGUAUGGGGUUUAAUGCUUUAAUGU
Messenger RNA from Empidonax traillii (willow flycatcher), 2016 nucleotides. It is a transcript of the gene DERA, whose product is annotated as deoxyribose-phosphate aldolase. Gene Ontology annotation, molecular function: deoxyribose-phosphate aldolase activity. The record is from RefSeq and is a predicted model, not a curated record. Gene Ontology annotation, biological process: carbohydrate catabolic process; deoxyribonucleotide catabolic process. The transcript has 9 exons. Lineage: Eukaryota; Metazoa; Chordata; Aves; Passeriformes; Tyrannidae. Gene Ontology annotation, cellular component: cytoplasm. Bases 69 to 1025 code for a protein of 318 amino acids.